Penicillium chermesinum is the source of this 6708-nucleotide messenger RNA. Its product is annotated as acetyl-CoA carboxylase ACC1. The transcript has 6 exons. Lineage: Eukaryota; Fungi; Ascomycota; Eurotiomycetes; Eurotiales; Aspergillaceae. Gene Ontology annotation, molecular function: ATP binding; metal ion binding; acetyl-CoA carboxylase activity. Bases 1 to 6708 code for a protein of 2235 amino acids. Gene Ontology annotation, biological process: fatty acid biosynthetic process. The record is from RefSeq and is a predicted model, not a curated record.
AUGGGUGUCCCUAACGGUAAUGCGGCCAGCCAGGCCAGCUCCUACGCGGCCAAGCACAGCACACUGGCCUCACAUUUCAUCGGUGGCAAUCGCCUGGAAGCCGCUCCCCCAAGUAGUGUGAAGGACUUCGUGGCCGCCCACGAUGGUCACACUGUCAUUACUUCCGUACUUAUUGCCAACAAUGGUAUCGCCGCCGUCAAGGAGAUCCGAUCAGUGCGAAAAUGGGCCUACGAAACCUUCGGCAACGAGCGGGCGAUUCAAUUCACCGUGAUGGCUACCCCCGAAGAUCUACGAGCGAAUGCCGAUUACAUCCGUAUGGCCGAUCAAUACGUCGAGGUUCCUGGCGGAACUAAUAAUAAUAAUUAUGCAAACGUUGAGUUGAUUGUCGAUGUUGCGGAGCGAAUGGAUGUCCACGCUGUGUGGGCUGGAUGGGGUCACGCUUCGGAAAACCCACGAUUACCCGAGUAUUUGGCUGCCUCGCCAAAGAAGAUUAUUUUCAUCGGCCCCCCGGCUUCGGCUAUGCGUUCGCUUGGAGACAAGAUCUCGUCCACCAUUGUUGCACAGCAUGCGGGUGUGCCUUGUAUCCCAUGGUCCGGAACUGGCGUGGAUGAGGUAACGAUCGAUGACAAGGGUAUUGUGACCGUGGAGGACGAUGUCUACGCCAAGGGUUGCACCUCCUCCCCCGAGGAGGGUCUGCAGAAGGCCAAGGAAAUUGGAUUUCCUGUCAUGAUUAAGGCCUCCGAGGGUGGUGGUGGUAAGGGUAUUCGUAAGGUCGAGCAUGAGGAAGACUUCAUUUCUCUGUACAAUGCCGCUGCCAACGAGAUUCCUGGAUCGCCAAUCUUCAUCAUGAAGCUGGCUGGAAAUGCCCGCCACUUGGAGGUCCAGUUGCUGGCUGAUCAGUACGGUAACAACAUCUCUCUCUUUGGCCGUGACUGUUCCGUGCAGCGUCGUCACCAGAAGAUCAUUGAGGAGGCCCCCGUCACCAUCGCCAAGCCCAUUACUUUCCAAGCUAUGGAGCGCGCUGCGGUCAGCUUGGGCCGUCUUGUGGGUUACGUCUCUGCUGGUACCGUCGAGUACCUCUACUCGCACUCUGAUGACCAGUUCUACUUCCUCGAGUUGAACCCUCGUCUUCAGGUCGAGCACCCUACUACCGAGAUGGUUUCUGGCGUCAACAUCCCGGCUGCGCAGCUGCAGGUUGCUAUGGGUAUUCCCCUGCACCGCAUCCGCGACAUUCGUCUGCUGUACGGAGUUGACCCCAACACUUCCUCCGAGAUCGACUUUGACUUCUCCAGCGAGGAGAGCUUCAAGACCCAGCGCCGCCCCCAGCCUAAGGGCCAUACCACCGCUUGCCGUAUCACAUCUGAGGACCCCGGCGAGGGCUUCAAGCCUUCCAGCGGUACCAUGCACGAGCUCAACUUCCGUAGUUCGUCUAAUGUGUGGGGUUACUUCUCUGUCGGUACGGCCGGUGGUAUUCACAGCUUCUCGGACAGUCAAUUCGGUCACAUCUUCGCCUAUGGCGAGAAUCGAUCGGCCUCGCGGAAGCACAUGGUUGUUGCUUUGAAGGAAUUGAGUAUCCGCGGUGAUUUCCGAACCACCGUUGAGUACCUCAUCAAGCUGCUCGAGACCCCCGCUUUCGAGGACAACACCAUCACCACUGGAUGGUUGGAUCAACUCAUUUCUAACCGUCUGACCGCCGAGCGCCCGGACCCCAUUGUCGCUGUUGUUUGCGGUGCCGUCACCAAGGCACACCUUGCCAGCGAGGAGGGUAUCGACGCCUACCGAAAGGGUCUCGAGAAGGGUCAGGUGCCAUCUCGCGAUGUCCUGAAGACCGUCUUCCCCGUUGACUUCAUUUACGAGGGCUCCCGAUACAAGUUCACUGCUACCCGUGCCGGCCUGGACAGCUACCACCUGUUCAUCAACGGCUCCAAAUGUUCCGUUGGUGUCCGCGCUCUCGCCGACGGUGGUCUGCUCGUUUUGCUGAACGGCCGCAGUCACAACGUUUACUGGAAGGAGGAGCCCGCCGCCACUCGCCUGAGUGUUGAUGGUAAGACCUGUCUUCUGGAGCAGGAGAACGACCCUACCCAGUUGCGCUCCCCCUCGCCUGGUAAGCUGGUCAAGUUCACUGUCGAGAACGGUGAGCACGUUCGUGCUGGCCAGCCUUACGCCGAAGUUGAGGUUAUGAAGAUGUACAUGCCUCUCAUCGCCCAAGAAGACGGUAUUGUGCAGCUCAUCAAGCAGCCUGGAGCGACCCUCGAGGCUGGAGAUAUCCUUGGCAUUCUUGCCCUGGAUGACCCCUCCCGCGUCAAGCACGCUCAGCCCUUCACUGGCCAGCUUCCUGAGAUGGGUUCUCCUGUCGUCAACAUUCUCCGUGGAUUUGACAACCAGGUAAUCAUGGGUGCGACCCUCAAGGAUCUCGUUGAAGUUCUGCGCAACCCUGAGCUUCCUUACGGAGAGUGGAGCGCCCAGUCUUCUGCUCUGCACUCGCGUAUGCCUCAGAAGUUGGACGCCCAGCUUCAGAACAUUGUCGACAAGUCCAAGGCUCGCCACGCUGAGUUCCCUGCUAAGCAAUUGCAAAAGACCAUCGUCAAGUUCAUCGAGGAGAACGUUAACCCUGCCGAUGCUGAGAUUCUGAAGACUACUCUGCUCCCUCUGGUCCAUGUCAUCAACAAGUACAUCGAUGGCCUGAAGGUCAACGAAUACAAAGUUUUCAUCAGCCUGCUCGAGCAGUACUACGAAGUUGAGAGCCUCUUCUCCACUGGCGUCAAGCGUGAUGAAGACGUGAUCCUGAAGCUCCGUGACGAGAACAAGGAUGAUAUCCUCAAGGUUGUUCACACCGUGCUCUCCCACAGCCGCAUCAGCUCCAAGAACAACCUGGUCCUGGCCAUCUUGGACAUGUACCGCCCCAACCAGCCUAAUGUCACGAACGUUGGCGCCUAUUUCAAGGACAUCCUCAAGAAGCUCACUGAGCUCGAAGCUCGUUCGGCCGCCAAGGUCACUCUCAAGGCCCGUGAAGUUCUCAUUCAGUGUGCUAUGCCCUCUUUGGAAGAGCGUCUGUCCCAAAUGGAGCACAUUCUGCGCUCUUCCGUUGUGGAGUCUCGCUACGGUGAGACGGGCGGUUGGGAGCACCGUGAGCCCGAUCUUGGCACCUUGAAGGAGGUUGUCGACUCGAAGUACACUGUCUUCGAUGUGCUUCCUCGCUUCUUUGUCCACCAGGACCCAUGGGUUACGCUUGCUGCGCUGGAGGUCUACGUGCGCCGCGCAUACCGUGCUUACACCGUCAAGGCUAUUGACUACAGCCCUUCAACUGACAUACCCUUCCUGACGUGGGACUUCAGCAUGGGCAAGCUUGGCCAGCCUGAAUUCGGCCCGGUCUCCUCAACUCAGCCCUCAACCCCCGGGACUCCCACUGCUGAGACCAAUCCCUUCAAGCGCAUCAACUCCAUUAGUGACAUGUCUUACCUGGUCAACGACCCGACCAGUGACCCUCUUCGUAAGGGUGUGAUUGUCCCCGUUCAGUACCUGGAAGAUGCUGAGGAGGCUCUCCCCAAGGCCCUGGAGGCUCUUCCUCGCCUGGACAGCAAGGCCAAGCGCCCUGCUGACAGUGGCUUGCUUGCCAACCUGGAAGGAAAGCGCCGCCCCGGAGUCAAGGUUGACACCGCUACAAACGACCUGAGUGGUGUUUGCAACAUUGCCAUCCGCGACAUCGAGACUGCAGACGAUGCUCAGCUCGUUGGCCAGAUGCAGAAGCUGCUCGCAGACAACAAAGAAGAGCUCCUUGCCCGCCGUAUCCGCCGUGUCACUUUCAUCUGUGGCAAGGACGGUGUCUACCCCGGCUACUUUACCUUCCGCGGCCCUGACUACGAUGAGGAUGUCAGUAUCCGACACAAUGAGCCCGCUCUUGCUUUCCAGCUUGAGCUCGGUCGUCUGUCCAAGUUCAAGAUCAGGCCCGUUUUCACUGAGAACCGCAAUAUCCACGUCUACGAGGCUAUUGGCAAGGGCCCUGAGAACGACAAGGCUGUCGACAAGCGGUACUUCGUUCGUGCCGUGGUGCGCCCUGGUCGCCUUCGGGAUGACAUUCCUACUGCCGAGUAUCUGAUCUCUGAGGCUGACCGUCUGAUGACCGACAUUCUGGAUGCUCUUGAGAUCAUUGGCAACAACAACUCUGAUCUUAACCACAUUUUCAUCAACUUCUCGCCUGUCUUCAACCUGCAGCCCAUCGAUGUUGAGCAGGCUCUGGCUGGCUUCCUUGACCGCUUCGGUCGUCGUCUGUGGCGUCUCCGUGUCACUGGGGCUGAGAUCCGUAUUCUUUGCACCGACCCCAGCACCGGCCUCCCUUACCCUCUCCGUGUCAUCAUCAGCAACACCUUCGGAUUCAUCAUCCAAGUUGAGCUCUACAUCGAGCGCAAGUCCGAGAAGGGCGAGUGGAUCUUCCAGAGCAUUGGUGGCACCACCAAGCUGGGCUCCAUGCACAUGCUUCCUGUCUCUACUCCUUACCCUACCAAGGAGUGGCUGCAGCCCAAACGUUACAAGGCUCACCUCAUGGGAACACAGUACGUGUACGAUUUCCCCGAGCUCUUCCGCCAGGCCUUCCAGAACAGUUGGACCAAGAUCCUGGAGAAGAUUCCUUCUCUGGCUUCUCAGCGCCCCCCCUGUUGGCGAGUCUCCCGUGAGCCUGGCACCAACACCCACGGUAUGGUCGGAUGGAUUGUCACUGCCCGUACUCCUGAGUACCCUCGCGGCCGUCGUUUCAUCAUCGUUGCGAACGACAUCACCUUCCAGAUCGGCUCCUUCGGUCCCCAGGAAGACAAAUUCUUCCACAAGUGUACCGAGCUUGCUCGCAAACUUGGUAUUCCUCGUAUCUAUCUGUCUGCCAACUCGGGUGCCCGUAUCGGUAUCGCUGAUGAACUGAUCCCCUACUUCUCUGUCGCUUGGAAUGAUGCGUCCAAGCCCGAGGCUGGCUUCAAGUACCUCUACCUCACCCCCGAGGUCAAGAAGCGCUUCGAUGCUAGCAAGAAGAAGGAGGUCAUCACUGAGCUCAUCACCGAUGAGGGUGAGGAGCGGCACAAGAUCACCACUGUCAUUGGUGCCAAGGACGGUCUCGGUGUCGAGUGUCUGAAGGGCUCCGGUCUUAUUGCCGGUGCUACUUCUAAGGCUUACGAGGAUAUCUUCACCAUCACUCUUGUUACCUGCCGCUCCGUUGGUAUCGGUGCUUACCUCGUUCGUCUCGGUCAACGCGCCAUCCAGGUUGAGGGCCAGCCCAUCAUCCUGACUGGUGCUCCUGCUAUUAACAAGCUGCUGGGUCGUGAGGUCUACACCUCUAACCUGCAGCUCGGUGGUACUCAGAUCAUGUACAAGAACGGUGUUUCCCAUAUGACUGCCAACGAUGACUUCGAGGGUGUGCAGAAGAUUGUCGAGUGGAUGUCUUUCUACUUCCCUCCGGCUAAGCAGGCCUAUGACCCUCGCUGGCUUAUUGCUGGUAAGCAGGAGGAGGACGGCUUCUUGCCCGGCCUCUUCGAUAAGGACUCUUUCGAGGAGGCUCUCGGUGGCUGGGCCCGCACGGUCGUCAUCGGUCGUGCCCGCCUUGGAGGUAUCCCCAUGGGUGUGAUUGCUGUUGAGACUCGCCCCGUGGAGAACAUCACCCCUGCUGACCCUGCCAACCCUGACUCUAUGGAGACCAUCAGCCAGGAGGCCGGUGGUGUGUGGUACCCCAACUCGGCCUACAAGACCGCCCAGGCUCUGCGUGACUUCAACAACGGUGAGCAGCUGCCCGUCAUGAUCCUUGCCAACUGGCGAGGUUUCUCCGGUGGCCAGCGUGACAUGUACAACGAGGUUCUCAAGUACGGUUCCUACAUCGUCGAUGCCCUCGUCAAGUACGAGCAGCCCAUCUUCGUCUACAUUCCUCCCUUCGGUGAACUGCGUGGUGGAUCCUGGGUUGUCGUCGACCCCACCAUCAACCCCGAGCAGAUGGAGAUGUACGCCGACGAAGACUCCCGCGGUGGUGUCCUCGAGCCCGAGGGUAUCGUCAACAUCAAGUACCGUCGCGACAAGCAGCUCGAUACCAUGGCCCGCCUGGACCCCACCUACGGCGAGCUGCGCCGCUCUCUGGAGGACUCUUCGCUGAGCAACGAGCAGCUGUCGGAGAUCAAGCUCAAGAUGGCUCAACGCGAGGAGCAGCUUCUGCCCGUGUACAUGCAGAUCGCUCUGCAGUUUGCCGAUCUGCACGACCGCGCAGGCCGCAUGCAAGCCAAGAACACCAUCCGUCAUCCCCUCAAGUGGCAGAACGCCCGCCGCUUCUUCUACUGGCGUCUGCGUCGCCGUCUCAGCGAAGAGCUGAUCGUCAAGCGCAUGGCUGCUGCCUCCAGCUCUCCUGCGCCCCGCAACGGCGCCGGCGGUGCUAUUCCUGCCUCCGGUACCCGCGCCACCCCCGAAGCUGCUCGUGCGGCCCAUCUCCGCGCCCUGCAUGCUUGGACUGGUCUGCUCGACGAGGAGAUCGAGCACGACGACCACAAGGUUGCCCUCUGGUACGAGGAGAACAAGAAGGUUAUCCAGUCGAAGGUCGAUGCUCUCCGCAACGAGGGCGUCGCUUCCGAGGUUGCAUCGCUGCUUAUUGGCAACAAGGAGGGCGGUCUCCGUGGUGUCCAGCAGGUUCUCUCUAUGCUCCCUGUGGAGGAGCGUGAGUCUGUCCUCAGAUUCCUUGGUACUCCAUAG